Molecule: messenger RNA, 3221 nt
Organism: Brienomyrus brachyistius
Lineage: Eukaryota; Metazoa; Chordata; Actinopteri; Osteoglossiformes; Mormyridae
Product: transitional endoplasmic reticulum ATPase-like
Exons: 17
Coding region: 151-2571 (806 amino acids)
Biological process (GO): autophagosome maturation; mitotic spindle disassembly; retrograde protein transport, ER to cytosol
Cellular component (GO): cytosol; VCP-NPL4-UFD1 AAA ATPase complex; nucleus
Molecular function (GO): ATP hydrolysis activity; ATP binding; polyubiquitin modification-dependent protein binding
Source: RefSeq, a predicted model, not a curated record
AGUUCACAUUUUGCUUGAAUGGCAAAUAGCCAGUCAGCUAGCUAGCUAGCUGUGACAAGACGGUUGGAGUAUAAUCUGACAAAGCAACAGACACAUACAUACAGACCUUUUUAAAAAUAUAUAUUUAUAAAUAACUUAUUUGGGACCAACAUGGCUUCAGGAGGCGAAUCUAAAAACGAUGAUCUUUCCACUGCAAUUUUAAAGCAGAAGAACAGACCCAACAGGUUGAUGGUGGAUGAAUCCAUUAAUGAGGAUAACAGUGUGGUUUCCCUCUCUCAGGCUAAGAUGGACGAGCUUCAGCUCUUUAGGGGAGACACAGUCCUGCUCAAAGGGAAGAAGAGGAGGGAGACUGUAUGCAUUGUGCUCUCGGAUGACACCUGCUCUGACGAGAAGGUGCGCAUGAACAGGGUCGUCCGCAACAACCUGAGGGUGCGCCUCGGAGACGUCAUUAGCAUCCAGCCAUGCCCUGACGUGAAGUACGGGAAACGGAUUCACGUUCUGCCCAUCGAUGACACGGUGGAGGGCAUCACAGGCAACCUGUUUGAGGUUUAUCUUAAGCCAUACUUCCUGGAAGCCUACCGACCCAUCAGGAAAGGGGAUAUUUUCCUUGUGAGAGGAGGGAUGCGGGCCGUGGAGUUCAAGGUGGUAGAGACAGACCCCAGCCCAUACUGCAUUGUUGCUCCAGACACAGUCAUCCACUGUGAGGGAGAGCCAAUCAAACGUGAGGAUGAGGAGGAAUCCCUGAACGAAGUUGGUUAUGAUGACAUUGGAGGAGUUAGGAAGCAGCUGGCUCAGAUUAAGGAGAUGGUGGAGUUGCCCCUUAGACACCCGGCCCUGUUCAAGGCGAUUGGCGUCAAGCCUCCUCGUGGAAUCCUGCUGUACGGCCCCCCUGGAACUGGAAAAACACUGAUUGCUCGUGCUGUUGCAAAUGAAACUGGAGCAUUCUUCUUCCUCAUCAAUGGCCCUGAAAUUAUGAGCAAACUCGCCGGAGAGUCUGAAAGCAACUUGAGAAAAGCUUUUGAAGAAGCUGAAAAGAAUGCCCCUGCCAUUAUCUUCAUCGAUGAGCUUGAUGCCAUUGCACCAAAAAGAGAGAAGACUCAUGGAGAAGUCGAGAGGCGCAUUGUCUCCCAGCUGCUCACCCUUAUGGAUGGGCUGAAGCAGAGGGCACAUGUCAUCGUUAUGGCAGCUACAAACAGACCAAACAGCAUCGAUCCAGCUCUCAGGCGAUUCGGUCGCUUCGACCGAGAGGUGGACAUCGGCAUUCCUGAUGCAACCGGGCGACUUGAGAUCCUCCAGAUUCACACCAAGAACAUGAAGCUGGCUGAUGAUGUUGAUCUUGAACAGGUUGCCAAUGAGACUCAUGGUCAUGUGGGAGCUGAUCUUGCUGCCCUUUGCUCAGAGGCUGCUCUGCAGGCCAUCAGAAAGAAAAUGGAUCUCAUUGAUCUGGAGGAUGAAACCAUUGAUGCAGAGGUCAUGAACUCUUUGGCAGUCACAAUGGAUGACUUUAGGUGGGCCCUGAGUCAGAGCAACCCCUCAGCCUUGCGAGAAACGGUGGUGGAGGUGCCUAAUAUUACCUGGGAGGACAUUGGCGGACUGGAGGAUGUGAAGAGAGAGCUACAGGAACUUGUUCAAUACCCCGUUGAGCAUCCAGACAAGUUCUUGAAGUUCGGCAUGACCCCCUCCAAGGGGGUUCUGUUCUAUGGUCCACCUGGCUGUGGUAAGACUCUGCUGGCAAAGGCCAUUGCCAAUGAGUGUCAGGCUAACUUCAUCUCCAUAAAGGGUCCAGAGCUGCUCACCAUGUGGUUUGGAGAGUCUGAGGCAAAUGUCCGGGAGAUCUUCGACAAGGCACGUCAAGCUGCCCCUUGUGUCCUGUUCUUCGAUGAGUUGGACUCCAUCGCCAAGGCCCGUGGAGGGAGCAUUGGAGAUGGUGGUGGUGCAGCAGACAGAGUUAUCAACCAGAUCCUCACAGAGAUGGAUGGAAUGUCUAGCAAGAAGAAUGUAUUCAUAAUUGGUGCCACAAACAGGCCAGAUAUCAUUGACCCUGCCAUCCUACGGCCUGGGCGUCUGGACCAACUUAUCUACAUCCCUCUUCCUGAUGAGAAGUCCCGAAUUGCCAUCCUGAAGGCUAACCUGAGGAAGUCUCCCAUAUCAAAGGAUGUGGACCUUGAUUUCCUGGCAAAAAUGACAAAUGGUUUUUCUGGAGCUGAUCUGACAGAGAUCUGUCAACGAGCAUGCAAGCUGGCCAUCAGAGAGUCCAUUGAAAAUGAGAUAAGGAGGGAACGUGAGAGGCAGACUAAUCCCUCAGCUAUGGAGGUUGAAGAAGAUGAUCCCGUACCAGAGAUUCGUAAGGACCACUUUGAAGAAGCCAUGCGCUUUGCUCGCCGCUCUGUCAGCGACAACGAUAUCCGCAAAUAUGAGAUGUUUGCACAGACCUUACAGCAAAGCAGAGGAUUCGGCAGCUUCAGAUUCCCCUCCAGUAACCAAGGUGGUGCUGGUCCAAGCCAGGGAUCUGGAGGAGGCAGUAGUGGAAAUGUAUUCACUGAGGACAAUGAUGAUGAUCUCUAUGGUUAACCUGAACCACACGGUGGACCAAAAUAAUCCAUUCAACCAGCCCGGGUUGUAAAAAAAAUUACAAACUGAAACCAAUUUGAUGUUUCUAUAAUUUUUUUUUUUUUUUUUUUUUAACAUAUCAACAAAUCUAUCUGCUUACAGAUACUGGAGAAAGCAUGUAGCUACUUGUCUUUACCAUGGUGUAUGAAAGAAAUUAUUCCCGUACCUGUUUUUAAUAGAUGGACAAGCAGGAAUGUGGCAUUUUAAGAGAAUAAAUUCUCAGUAGAGUGGGAUUUUUCUCUAUACACUAUACAUUUUGUGCCACAAUAGUGGUAGAUUGAGAAGAAAGGACAUUGGUAAUUUUUUUUUUUUAUAAACGUAGCAUAGGUAAUGUAUUACACCUUUUGAGAAUAUUAAAAAAAUAAAAUCUUACAAAAUGAAACAAAUUAACUAGUGAUAGUUCCCUGUGUAAUGUGGGUUCUUAGUCUAAUUUUGUCAAUUAAGGUAAAUCUGCAGGUAUGUAAUAAUGUGUGUUUUCCUGAAAUGUCAUUAUAGACAUUAUGUUUGCAAUUAAGCUUGUAUUAAGGAACAGAAAAUACUUCGGGAGCAUAACAUUUUAAUUUGAGGUCAAGUUAGGCUCUUCAAUUCUCAUUAAAAGAAAAAUACAGAAA